This is a messenger RNA of Paramecium tetraurelia, 789 nucleotides long. RefSeq lists its product as uncharacterized. Gene Ontology annotation, biological process: regulation of DNA-templated transcription. Gene Ontology annotation, molecular function: sequence-specific DNA binding; DNA-binding transcription factor activity. The record is from RefSeq and is a predicted model, not a curated record. Lineage: Eukaryota; Ciliophora; Oligohymenophorea; Peniculida; Parameciidae. The transcript is spliced from 5 exons.
AUGAUUUUAGGAAUUAAAUUCUCGAAUUAUUAAAUAUAUUCAUUUGAUUUUAAUAACUUUUAGAAUCCUGAAAACGAAGAUAUCAUUGGAUUUACUGAUAAGGGCAAUGCAUUUGUCGUUAAAGAUCAAAGCAAAUUGAGUAAUGAGAUCCUCCCAACCCAUUUUAAACACCAUAACUUCAGUUCUUUUAUUAGACAAUUAAAUAUGUACGGAUUCAAGAAAAUUCGUAAUGUCAACAAUCAAAAUGAGUUCAGUCACUAUUAUUUCAGGAGAAACAUGGAAAACCUGUUAGUCAAUAUACCCAGGAGAAAUGGCGGGGUCAAGGCCAAAAAGGAAAAAUCCAUUAAAAUGAAAAACAACAAAGUGAAAAAAAUUCAGGAAGACUUAUUUGAGAAAUAUAAUUCUUUGAAAUAAGACAUAUAGAACAUCAACAUCGAAUCCAACUUCAUAAGUAAACAAGUAGAACAGUUUUAAAACACUUAAUCCACGCUGGUUGAGUCCUAUCAUUCUAUAUUUAUGGAAUUUAGUGUCAUCAAGAGCAAGCGCCAAACCUAUAAUGAUUUGAUGUGCCAAUUGCUAUUUAAAUUGACCAAUGCUUCUCCUAAUUCUAGUGAAUAAAUACAAAACAUGGUUCAAAAAUUCAAUAAUACAAAUCAAAACACUAUGAGCAACGGAGCUGGAAGUUCUGAUAACAACAACGAACAGAAUGGAGGAUCUAGUAAAGAUGAUACAAAUUAGAGUAAUGGAAGUAAUCCAUAAUUAGAAGAAGAAAGAAUAAAGUCUGUAUGA